This is a messenger RNA of Rubroshorea leprosula, 697 nucleotides long. NCBI's taxonomy places the organism in Eukaryota, Viridiplantae, Streptophyta, Magnoliopsida, Malvales, Dipterocarpaceae. The record is from the annotation of a GenBank genome assembly.
GUCCAUCCCCUUGACUAUAUCCUCCUCACUAUUAAUUCUUUCCCCUGUAUCUUCCCAUUUCAUUUCCUCAUUCUCUACCUAAGAGAAAUACCUCUCAAGAGUUAUACUUUGAUAAGUUUCUUGUCCUAAGAAGAAAUGGCAUCACGUUCAAUGUCUUCUCGGGGUUCUGGCUCCUGGACUGCCGAGGAAAACAAGGCUUUUGAGAAGGCCCUAGCGGUGUACGACAAGGACACGCCUGACCGUUGGAAUAAUGUUGCCAAGGCCGUUGGAGGGAAAACACCGGAGGAAGUGAAAAGGCAUUACGAGCUCCUGGUGGAGGAUGUCAAGCACAUUGAGUCAGGCCAAGUGCCCUUCCCCAACUACAGGACUGCUGGUGGGAGUAGUCAUAGCCAAUGAAGAGAAAAGGAUGAAAAAUCUAGGGCUCCAUUGAACUCAAGGCUUGCCCUGUCAGGUCACCUGCAAUAAAGAUCCAUUACCCCAGCUUCAAAUAUCAGAUAUAGUCAUCUUAUAAAUAGUAGUAUGUACGAGAAGAAUCCAGUACUAGUGUUUCUAUCUUCUCUUCUCAUUUCCAGUUAUGAUCUCUCUAUUUCUUUUGACAAUUAAAUGCAUUUAUUAUUAAACAUAUAGAGGAAGAGACAUAGAAAUUGUCACUUACUUCCUCACAUGUUUUAUGGUGUAAGAAAUUCUGUUGUUGAAG